Molecule: messenger RNA, 2085 nt
Organism: Chinchilla lanigera (long-tailed chinchilla)
Lineage: Eukaryota; Metazoa; Chordata; Mammalia; Rodentia; Chinchillidae
Gene: Flacc1
Product: amyotrophic lateral sclerosis 2 (juvenile) chromosome region, candidate 12
Exons: 14
Coding region: 417-1841 (474 amino acids)
Cellular component (GO): sperm fibrous sheath; cytoplasm; outer dense fiber
Source: RefSeq, a predicted model, not a curated record
UCCAGGCUAACUCCCCUGCUACCAGUUUCAAAAGAACACAAUUAUCUCCAACCCCCACCAGCAACAAAACCUGCUAUUGCCACUAAGCUCACGGUGUUUACAAGAAGAACCCUGGCACCCUGCUGAGUCCCUCAGUUAACCUUCUACACUUCUCACGUUGACACAGUGUGUCCACCAUAGCAAAGCAAGUCAGCAAAGGGGAUGUGAUGACGGCAGGGAAGAGGAAGCCUUUGUGGCCUGGAAGAGGGGAGGGAGGCACAAGGGGCGUGGGCAGCUUCCAGAUCCCCCCAAGAGCACCUAGAGCAUGAAGCCCUGCAACACUGAGAUUUCAGUCUGUCUGAGCGGGUUCCCGCUGGCCCGGGGCUCCCCAAGAAGGUCAAGUGACCGAGCUGAAGCAGGGGUCAGGUGAUGGUGGUAUGGAGGGAAGCCCCCCAGCUUUGGACAGAGUGUCACCAGUGUCCCAGAAGGCCCCGAAGCAGAGAAGGGAACCCUGGACUCACCCCACCCACAGGUCUGCAGGUCCGCUGACUACCCCUGUGACGAGUCCUGGGUCCACCGUGCAGAAGAGUGACCAGGCAGAACUUAAAGUACACACUCAAAGAAGCAGCAUGACUGCAGAGAAAGGAGAGGGACAGUUACAGCCAGGGCUGGGCGUGUUUAUGGGGACCGGGGGGCUGGAAAUCCGAAGAGCUUGUGCGUCUGUGGGCAGAGGAGUUGGACUGCAGAUGGAAGGCGCGCUCUUCCUGCCAGAGGGCUGUGCCCCACGCCACUCUAUGCCACACGGGCGGACAGCAAGCCACUGCCCUGCUGGAACAUGCAGCUCCCGGCGAUCCCACACCCGGCACGGAGAGAGCGUCCAUCCCGGGAGGCAGGAGGAGAGCCAUAAGUCACCUCAUGAGGUGAUCGACGUGUCGCCUGGCUACCAACUGGUUCGGAAUCGAGAGCGAAUCUCUGUCACCUUGGGCGAUGAGAUGUUCAGUGGAGAAAAGCAGUACUACCCCGAGGGCGCAGACAGAGUCGACAUUCCCAGGGCCAGUAUCAUUUGUGACCUUGAAGAGCAGAUCUUGGAACUGACCACAAUAAUAGAACAAAUGAACAGAGACCACCAGGCUGCCCGGAGAUUGCUCUGCGAUGAGAUGGAACAGCGCUGUGACAUAAUGAAGCGGAACUUUGAGAACAAGACCAGGGAGCUCAGAGUGGCUCACAAGGAGGAGCUCAGUGAGUUAGAGAACAACUACAGAGAAGCCCUGAAGGCCGAGAAAUCAGCAGCCCAAGGGAAACUAGAGGAGAUGCAGAAGGAAUACAAGUACUUGAGGAACAUGUUCUAUCUGUACCAGGAUACCAUUCACGAUGAAAUGGAAGACAAGUGGUCCAAGCGGAAGGCAGAGUGGGAGGAGGACGAGAAGAUGGAGCGGGAGAAGAUCCUGCUUCAGCAGAAAUACAAGAUGACAAAGAAGUUUGAGUUAGAGUCAGAAGAAGAAAAGAGGAGAAUGAGUGAAUCCUACAGUGCGACCUUUGAGAGCUUUGUGCGCGAGAAGGAGGAGCUCUUGAGACAACAUGAAAGGGACGCCGUGCAAUUACAAGAGUUGAGGAAGACCAAAGAGAUCAUAGAGGAAGAGUUGCAUGCACAAGCCCUUAUUCUAGAGUCACUCAACACAAACCUCUACCAAACCCAGCUGGAGCUCCAGAAAGAGAAAGCUGCAGUGGGAAACCUAGAAAAAGUGCUGCAGAACAAGCUUGCCGAAGUUGAAGAAAAGUACAAGUACACCAUUCAGAAUCUCACAGAAGAAAACAGUCACCUAAGGUCGACUUUCCUGAGGGUUUGGUACUUUCCACGUUAAUGAUUUACCCUUAGAUGCAGCUGCUUCUGGCUCCUAUGUGAAAUCAACCUCAGAUGUACUGUUACCUGAAGAUAUAUCUGAAAUCAUCCAAGGGAAAAUUGGGCCAUACUGUACUAAAGGAAACCUAUUCAUUGAAUUGAUUCAGUAGAAAAUCCCUCAUGGGGAAUGUAAAGUAGUACAGUCACUAUGUAAAUCAGUAUUGAGUUUCUUCAUAAAAGUAAAAAUAGAGAUACGAUUUCAUGCA